Molecule: messenger RNA, 921 nt
Organism: Ustilago hordei
Lineage: Eukaryota; Fungi; Basidiomycota; Ustilaginomycetes; Ustilaginales; Ustilaginaceae
Exons: 1
Coding region: 1-921 (306 amino acids)
Cellular component (GO): nucleus; cytoplasm
Source: RefSeq, a predicted model, not a curated record
AUGACUCGAAGGGCCACAAAGAGGGUGAAGAAGGAGCAGAUGUUGAAGCCAGACGAUAUCGACAGCGGUUCUGACGCGAGCACCAAUGAGGAUAAAUCUCAAAGCUACGAGAAAGCCGUCAACCUGCCAGCUCAUCAGACAAAGCACCUUCCAGAGCUAGUCUACCAUUUCCCUUGCAUCGACACCUCAUUUCGGCUGACACAGCGCAACGACACAAAUAGCACAGGCUCGUCACUUUGGCUGUCCCCCCAAGUGCUCUCGUCUUUCCUUAUCCAUACUUAUGGGAAAGUACAGCAGAAGGAUAGCUCGGCAGCACGCAAGAGAGUGCUCGAACUAGGGUCAGGCACAGGUCUGCUCUCGCUUCUCAUGGCGAGGCUGGGGUGGGAUACUGUGGCCACAGAUAUUCCGCCAGUACUCGAAUCGGUGCUGAAGCCGAAUGUUGAGGCUGGUCUCUAUCAGCUCGUCAACGAGGGGAAGGCAGAGAAGGAUCAAAUUCGAGUCUGCCAGCUGGACUGGACCGUUCUGCCUGAAAGGUGGCAUUGGCAUCCAGAGCUGGGUUUUCCUAGCGCCCAGGAGCACGUUGACGCCGAUACUCGCAACACCCAAACGACUACUGAACAACACUUCGACCUAAUUCUGACGGCAGACACGAUCUACGAGCCAUCACUGAUAAGGUCGCUCCUGUUCACCAUUGCCCACCUUUACCAACGACAAGCAGAGUCAAAGCCAACAAUCCUGCUUGCGCUGGAACGCAGAGAUCCCACUCAGGUCAACGAAGCUUUCCGUCUUGCUAGCGAGGACUACGACCUCCCAUUCAAACAGAUUCCUGCAAAGCGGGUUCGCAAAAUUUUCGAUACCCUUGGUGAUGGCGCCGCAUGGUCCAGAGAUGACUGGGACGGGGUCGAAAUCUGGAAGCUCUAG